CCCACAUCACUCGCCAUGUCCGCCAAAACUGCCGCCGCCGGUACCAAAUUCCGCAUGUCCCUUGGUCUUCCCGUUGGUGCAGUCAUGAACUGCGCUGAUAACUCUGGGGCCAAGAAUCUGUAUAUCAUCUCCGUGGUUGGCUUUGGUGCACGAUUGAACAGACUACCCGCUGCUGCUCCUGGUGAUAUGGUCAUGGCGUCCGUGAAGAAAGGAAAGCCUGAAUUGAGGAAGAAGGUCAUGCCUGCUGUCAUCUGCCGACAACGGAAAAUCUGGCGUCGUAAAGAUGGUGUCUUCUUAUAUUUCGAGGAUAACGCUGGUGUCAUUGUCAACCCCAAGGGAGAGAUGAAGGGUAGUGCUAUCAACGGACCGGUUGCCAAAGAAUGCGCCGACCUGUGGCCACGUAUAGCGUCCAAUGCUGGGACUGUCGUCUGAGUGUUCGUGGAGGGUGCGUGGACUUGAUGAUAUUAAUCAUCGACCGCAACGCCUCAUGAACCUGUAUAUGGAUGGUAUUUCCCCCGCUUGCACGGCGGUCAUGU
Messenger RNA from Tremella mesenterica DSM 1558, 536 nucleotides. RefSeq lists its product as uncharacterized. Lineage: Eukaryota; Fungi; Basidiomycota; Tremellomycetes; Tremellales; Tremellaceae. The coding region runs from base 16 to 432 and encodes 138 amino acids. The record is from RefSeq and is a predicted model, not a curated record. Gene Ontology annotation, cellular component: ribosome; cytosolic large ribosomal subunit. Gene Ontology annotation, molecular function: structural constituent of ribosome; large ribosomal subunit rRNA binding. The transcript is spliced from 5 exons. Gene Ontology annotation, biological process: translation.